AUGGCUCGGCUGCGGCGCCCCGAUUCCUUCGAGGACCUCCGUGGCCAAGGGCUCUUCCGCGCUGUCUCCGCCUCGCAGCUGCUUGCCGGGCAGGCGGCGAUCCUCGAGUACGGAUUGGUUGGGGUGAUGGGCGGGGCCGGCAUGGCCUACGCGCGGAUCCCGACGAGGGAGCAAGUGCAAGAAGCAGGCAGAAUCCUCUUCGAUGCCACCGCAGAAGUGGAGCAGGUGGAUGUUUUCAUUAGCCACACCUGGGGCUCUGGCCGUUGGGCCAAGUUCCUGGGGCUUUGCCUGUACCUGAACCUGGGAAGAGCCAUCAAGACCUCCUUGGCUGUUUGGAUCUUGGCUAUUGGCACGCUGAUUGCAGUGGGAGGUCUCCAGGGCUAUGGUGGGAGCCGGCUCUUGUUUCCGGUCCUUGUCUGCCUUCCAGCGGCCAUCUUCUUCUGGGUGCUCCUUCGUGGCCAUUUCACGCCAUGCGAAGUGAGCUCCACAUCGCUAUGGCUCGACAAGCUCUGCAUCCACCAAACCGACGAGGAGCUAAAGCAGCGGCAGCUUGCGGCCCUCCCAAUCUUCGUGGCCAGGUCCUCUCGCAUGCUGGUGCUGUGGGACGAGAUGUACUUUGAGCGUCUGUGGUGCCACGUGGAGUUGGCAACCUUUGCCAAGCACGGGGACCAGCACAAACUGGAUUUUCAACCCUUGUGGCUUGCGCCAUGGCUGGUCACCUGCCUGACCCUGGAGCUCCUCAGCGCCAUCGUCGCGGAGCUUUGCGUGCUUGUGAGCCCAACCACCUCGAACACCGGGGAGCUCAAAGAGUUCUUCGAGGGGUUUUUUGCAGAUCCCAGAACUGUCACGUUCUGGAUCUACUGCUCCUUGUGGUUGGCUUCCUCGGCGAUCAUCUACCUGCCAAUCAUGAUUCCCUGCUUCCUCUCAUGUCAGAGAAAGCUGCAGCAACACCAAGUGAUGCUGCACCAGAUCGCGACGUUCGAUAUCAAGGACGCAAAAUGCUCUCUGGCGGAAGACCGGCUCUUACUUGAGCAACAGGUGCAAGAGCUCUUUUGCACCCACGGCAUGGAGGCAGAGGCGGAGACAGCGACGAUCCAAGUGGAUGAGCCUGAGCCGGACAGCUCAGCUCACAGGGCCGAGGAGUGGGAGCCGGUGACCCACGCCGUCGUGCCGAGAGGGGUACACGGAGACGCACUGCAUCGGUUCAAUGCCUACGUAAGGGGUCCACUUCACGACGCGGUGUUAGAGCAGAUGGGAAGCGAGCUUUAUAUCCCCUGGCACAUCUGCAUGGCUGCUCUGUUGCCAGACGUCCUCUACUCUGCAGUGAACAUCCUCGGCUGUGACAACGGCACCUGCCAAACCUCGGCGGCCGAAGCGGGCUUUGCCUCGGUGGAAGGCUACAUGGCCACGCAGCUCCUGGCUUGGAUUCUCUGCUUGAUGCUCUCGAUACCAAUCUCCUACCCAGCUCUGCUGCAUAUGAUCCAGUUGGCGAUGAAGAUCGGCGCUGGACCCCUACAAAGCUUGGUGGCCAUGCUGUGCUGCCCCCUGGCCUAUGCCUACUCCAACGCCUGCAGCGGCGUCAUCUGGGGCUGCCUCUACUGCCUGGCCUUGGACUACUCCCAAGCUUGGCUCACCGGAUUCCUCCUCUUUCUUGCUUUGCUCACCCUGCACUUCUGGCUGCUCUUCCUGAGGCAGGAAGGCCAGGAGAGAAGCGCAGCAUCCUGCAGGUGUGUCCGGCGUCAGGUAAACACCUUGCCGAGAGUUUCAGAACACACUUCCUUGCUGUGA
Molecule: messenger RNA, 1788 nt
Organism: Symbiodinium natans
Lineage: Eukaryota; Dinophyceae; Suessiales; Symbiodiniaceae
Source: the annotation of a GenBank genome assembly